UGGAGGAGGCAGAGGUAGCCAUGUUGUAGAAGAAGAAGAAGAACAACACGAAGAAGGAGACGAAGAAGAAGAAGGCGCUCGGAGGAUCUCUCUCUCUCUCUCUUGUGUUUGUUUUGUUUUUAUUGUAGUGAAGAAACUACUACUUGUUUUUUUUACCCCCCUCCACUCCUGCCGACACCAUGAGUGGCGGGACACCGUACCUCGGGAGCAAAAUCAGCCUCAUCUCGAAGGCCGAGAUCCGCUACGAGGGGAUCCUGUACACCAUCGACACCGAGAACUCCACCGUCGCACUUGCUAAAGUACGUUCCUUUGGUACGGAGGAUCGCCCCACCGACCGGCCCAUCCCGCCCCGAGACGACACCUUCGAGUACAUCAUCUUCAGAGGCAGCGACAUCAAGGACCUGACUGUGUGCGAGCCCCCAAAACCAACAUGCUCUCUCCCUCAGGACCCCGCCAUUGUCCAGUCAUCUAUGAGCACAAGCUCCUCGUCUUCGGCUGCGACGGCCCCGACCCCGUUCCAGUCUGCCGGCUCAUACGGCCUUUUCAACCGCGCUCCGGUUCCCGCCUACAACCAGUUCAGCACCAGCCCUCUGGUGUCCCCCCAGUUUGGACCCGUUGGUGUCGGCCGCAGCAGCCCCAGCCUGGACCCUCUGCGAAAGAGCCCCUCCCUUGAGCAGGUGAUCCAAUCUGCGUCCGCCCCGUCGGCCCCCGCUGCCGCCGCCGCCACCACGGCUCCGGCCCCUGGACUCGGACGCAGGAGCCCGGCUCACGCUCGCACGGCCCCCUCCGCCGGCCAGAGCGGCCCGAAGCCCCACCACCACCACCAGCAGCAGCAGCAGCAGCAGGACGGAGUGGACUCGAGGAGGGGUGAGACUGUCAGGGGAGGCCGAGGCAGCAGCCAGGGCUGGCCCGCACCCCGAACCAUCUCCGCCUCUCACAUCAGCGCAGUAGAUCGGGCUUCCACUGCAGGGCUUCCCCACUCCAUCUUUAGCCACUCAGCUGCAGGCGCACCCGGUAACCGGCGCGGUCGAGGCGGCGGACACCGCGGGCGAGGACGCUUCAACGUGCGCCGAGACGGACCCAUGAAGUUUGAGAAGGACUUCGACUUCGAGAGCGCCAACGCCCAAUUCAACAAGGAGGAGAUCGACAGAGAGUUUCAGAGCAAGCUGAAGUUGAAAGAUGAGAAGACCGAGAAGCCGGAGAAAGCGGUGAACGGAGAGGAUAAAGGCGACUCCGGCGUCGAGACUCAGAACAGCGAGAACAACGCCGAAGAAGAGUGCGACCCGCUCGGCCCCAACUGCUACUACGACAAGUCCAAGUCCUUCUUCGACAACAUCUCCUGUGACGACACCAGGAAAGCAAAUGACAAGUCUGGAGUCUCAGGAUUCCCAAGGGAGCGGAGGCAGACCUGGGCGGAGGAGAGGCGGAUGAAUGCCGAGACAUUCGGCAUCCCUCUGCGUCAGGGUCGAGGCCGCGGAGGUUACCGUGGACGCGGCGGGAUGGGCUUCCGUGGCGGUCGGGGUCGUUCGGCUAGCCGAGGAUCCUUCGGUCCGCCACAAGGGGGCGGCGGCUUCAGGGGAGGAUACAGAGGAAACCAGGCCGGCCGCGAGUUCGCCGACUUAUCAGCAUACAGGAAGGACAACAAAGUGGCAGCAUAGUCCGCUCUUCAGACAAGGUGCAACGCUCGGAGAGAAACACAAAAGGAGGAAGAAAAAAAAGAGAGAGGAAAAAAGAAAAGAAAGAAAUCUGUUUUUUUUUUUUUUUUUUUUUUUUGGGUUGCUACUCUUUUUUGACUUAAAGAAAACAAACAAAAAAAAAAAAAAGAAUGAAGAUUGUGUACUUAGUUGUAUAUUUGUCACCAGCACUGGGUAGACUGCUUGAAUGCAACUUUAAUUUUUUUUUUUUUUUU
Scomber japonicus (chub mackerel) is the source of this 1909-nucleotide messenger RNA. RefSeq names its product LSM14A mRNA processing body assembly factor a (gene lsm14aa). Gene Ontology annotation, biological process: cytoplasmic stress granule assembly; P-body assembly. Gene Ontology annotation, cellular component: P-body. Gene Ontology annotation, molecular function: mRNA binding. The coding region runs from base 180 to 1658 and encodes 492 amino acids. The record is from RefSeq and is a predicted model, not a curated record. Lineage: Eukaryota; Metazoa; Chordata; Actinopteri; Scombriformes; Scombridae. The transcript has 9 exons.